Triticum turgidum subsp. durum (durum wheat) is the source of this 1716-nucleotide messenger RNA. NCBI's taxonomy places the organism in Eukaryota, Viridiplantae, Streptophyta, Magnoliopsida, Poales, Poaceae. The record is from the annotation of a GenBank genome assembly.
AUGGCGGCAUCCAGCCCUUCCCCCACCUCCCUCCGUGAAGUCGAGCUCCGCCUCCUGCGCUGUACCUUCCCCACCGCAGCCUCCCGACCACCGCCUCAUUCACCUCCCCCAGUCCACCCUCUCGGCCCCGUCGUCGCCUCCGCCCUCGCCGCUGUCGAGCUCGGGGACUACGCGGCUGCGCUCGCCUCCGCCGUCCCGCACAUCCUCCGAGCCUCUGCCUCGACCGAGGCUGACGAUGACUCCCCUGCGCAGUUCUACGGCCACCUCGCUGCCGCUGCCGAGGUGUUCGUCCUGGGGGAUGACGGAGGAGGGGCGGCGGACGAGGGGUUCGAGUGCAGGUGCGCGCUUGUUCUCUCCGCAGCGGUGGCGGCGCUGCUCGCAUUCACGCAGCAGAACGUGACAGGGCCUCCAAGAAAAUAUUCACCCUUUCCUUUCUUUAGUACUUCAUCAUUCGAUGACGGGUUGUAUAGUGAUGCUGGAGGCAAGCAGGAUCAAUGGGCUUCCAUUGAUUCACAUGUUCAUGGGAAAUUCGUUCCUUUUUGGACUUCAUCAUUGGAUGAAAGGUGGUAUAGUGAUCCUGGAGGCAAAUGGGAGGCAUGGGCUUCUCAUCAUUUAGCUUCUUUUGGUUCCCAUGUUCAUGGGAAAUUCUUGCUCUUGCAGUUCAUUGUCUUUGCGGAACUUCUGUUGACAAGCAUAAAGAGCCUAGACUCUGACCUUUGCAGUGUAUCAUGGUGGCUGUGCAGAUUAUCCAUGUCCCAGCAGAAUAUUUUAGAUGAGCUAUCAUCCUCUUUGUUUGAUCAAGUACAGAGUAUAAAUAAGUAUGGUCGAGUUGAUGCUUCAAGGUUGCAUCUGGAUAGUGCUCAAGAGGUAUGUGGGAUUCAUCUUUCCCUCACAGGGAUUCUUGGUUUUCGAACAAUACACCAGGUGGACGCGAAGUCCCAAAUGGUACUUAUUACAAAGACCACUAAACGAGCAGCUGAUGAGGGGCAAUCAACAGAACAAACAGGAGCUCCGGAUGAUGUUGUGGCUUUGUCAAAGACGAGGAGCUAUGUUCCUGGUGAAAGUGUCUGUGAUAUACUAAGAACGCCUUUGCUAGCAGAAAAUGUGAAUUACUCGAAUAGUGGAAGCACACAUAUAUCACUAACUCCGGUCCAGCAAGCUGCUGUACUUGCACAAUGUUUACAUUUUUUCAGGCACAUGAUUAGAGGGAAGAGUCAAGCGUCAGUCCAGUCAUUCAGGGAAGCUGUUAAGUUCAAGAGGAAUAGUUGGCAAGUUUGGGAAAAUUACAGUAAGGUUGCUUUGGACACAGGCAAUAUUCGACUGGUAAGAAGUAUAUUGAUGUGGAGUACUUUUCAGCUGAUCACACACAUCAGCACAAUCCCCUUUACGGGAUCUGAUCCUGACUUUAUACUCGUUAAUUAUCUUUUGUUUUUGUUGAAGACACUUGAAGCUAUCAAAAUGGUAUUAAAUUUGUCCGUCAACAAGUGCUUCAAUGUUGAUUUACUGGACAAGGUGAUGACCACCCUUGAAGAACAAGCUACUCAUCUUAAUGACACUCAAGAAGCUAAAUCCAUAGGCAACACUUCAGAUGAUUCAAAUAAAGAGACCAGGCAAUCAAGUCAAUUAUUAGAUAUAAUUGGUGAUAUCCUUGAGCAGGUUCAUAAGCUUUUACUUGGCUUUCAUCUUUAUUCCCGCAUUGACCUGCAGUUUAUCUGA